This is a messenger RNA of Ilex paraguariensis (yerba mate), 1679 nucleotides long. The record is from the annotation of a GenBank genome assembly. NCBI's taxonomy places the organism in Eukaryota, Viridiplantae, Streptophyta, Magnoliopsida, Aquifoliales, Aquifoliaceae.
CUGAAAUUGGACUCGGUACUAAAGCACAGAUCAAAACCCUAGGAUUUCCAACGAAUCCUCUUUCUCUCUCCUCGGAUCAUAAUGCCUCCGAAGGCAGCGAAAUCAAAGGACGCGGCACCAGCCGAGAGGCCCAUCCUCGGCCGCUUCUCUUCUCACCUAAAGAUUGGAAUUGUUGGAUUGCCAAAUGUUGGCAAAUCUACUCUUUUUAACACACUCACAAAGUUAUCUAUACCAGCGGAGAACUUCCCCUUUUGUACUAUUGAGCCCAAUGAAGCUCGAAUUUAUAUCCCCGAUGAACGAUUUGAAUGGCUUUGUCAAUUGUACAAGCCAAAGAGCGAGGUUUCGGCUUUCUUAGAAAUUCAUGAUAUAGCUGGACUGGUUCGAGGGGCUCAUCAAGGACAAGGAUUGGGGAAUAAUUUCUUAUCUCACAUCCGUGCAGUUGAUGGCAUUUUCCAUGUUUUACGUGCAUUUGAAGAUCCAGAUAUUAUCCAUGUUGAUGACUCUGUAGAUCCUGUGAGGGAUCUGGAAGUUAUAAGUGCAGAAUUGCGGCUCAAGGAUAUUGAAUUCAUGGAAAAGAAGAUAGAGGAUCUCGAGAAGAGCAUGAAGAGGAGCAAUGACAAGCAGUUAAAAAUAGAGCAUGAAUUGUGCAUGAGGAUUAAAGUGUGGCUUGAGGAGGAGAAGGAUGUCCGUCUUGGGGACUGGAAGGCUGCUGAUAUUGAGAUUUUGAAUACUUUUCAAUUGCUCACUGCCAAACCUGUUGUGUACUUGGUUAACAUGAACGAGAAAGAUUAUCAAAGAAAAAAGAACAAGUUUCUUCCAAAGAUUCAUGCAUGGGUGCAGGAGCAUGGUGGUGAACCAAUCAUCCCUUUCAGUUGUGCUUUAGAGAGAAACCUUGCUGAUUUACCGCCGGAUGAAGCUGCAAAGUAUUGUGAGGAAAACAAGGUACAUAGUGCGCUUCCAAAGAUCAUAAAGACUGGAUUCUCAGCUAUUAAUCUCAUAUACUUUUUCACAGCAGGCCCGGAUGAGGUGAAGUGUUGGCAAAUCCGACGGCAGACAAAAGCUCCUCAAGCUGCAGGGACUAUUCAUACUGAUUUUGAAAGAGGUUUCAUUUGUGCUGAGGUCAUGAAAUUUGAUGAUCUAAAGGAACUUGGUAGUGAAAAUGCUGUGAAGGCUGCUGGAAAGUAUAAACAGGAGGGGAAGAUGUACGUGGUUCAAGAUGGUGACAUAAUAUAUUUCAAGUUCAAUGUUUCCGGUGGCGGGAAGAAGUGAGACAUUCAUUUUUCAUAAGCAUUGAGGUCCGUUUGCUGAUUUCAAUUAUAAUUGACCUUUGCCAUCGCAAUUUGUAGUAUGGAAAAAUCUAGUUAUGAGUUGCACAAACCUUUCCCCAACAAAUAUAUUCCCUUUGCGAGCUGCAAUAUCUUCUACUUCGUUCUGAACUUCCAAAACCAGUUGAUAACUGGUCAGAGACUGGGAGUGUAAUGAUAUGUUGUUUUUCCUCGUACGGAUCAAGUGGUUACGUCUUUUCUUUGUAGGCAGUGGUAAUACUCGAAAGGUCAUAUCUAUAUGUUUUAUCAUUCAUCUAGCUCUAACUGUAUGUAUAAGUGAAACAUUAUUACUAAUUCUUGUAAAAAACUUGGUUUAUUGGACCAGCAACAAUGUCAAUCAAAGGCUAUGUUAGG